Cucumis melo (muskmelon) is the source of this 1776-nucleotide messenger RNA. RefSeq lists its product as uncharacterized. Lineage: Eukaryota; Viridiplantae; Streptophyta; Magnoliopsida; Cucurbitales; Cucurbitaceae. The record is from RefSeq and is a predicted model, not a curated record. Bases 528 to 1346 code for a protein of 272 amino acids. The transcript is spliced from 5 exons.
UUUGAUGGAAGAUUUGACCCUUUAGGGGGAUAAAAACCAAUUCAUUUAUCCAUUUUGUAUUUGGAGAGGUGAAGGGGAAAGGAAGGAGACAAUGGGGGAGGAGAAAGUUUUUUAAAAGAAAAGUUGGAAAAAAAAAAAACUCUAAGAACUCUGUAAACUCCCAAUCCCAAUCCCAAUCCCAAUCCCAAUCCCAAUCCCAAUCCCAAUCCCAAUCCCACCAAACCAAACAAUGCCUCUUCAAAUUGAGGCAAACCCAAUGAAUCCAGACAGCGAUACUCAAGAUCUUCUAUUCUUUUCACUCGUCUUUCCUACAAACGUUUUCAUUCUUUAAUUUCAUUCUUCAUUCCAUACAUACACAUAUACUUAUAUAUCUUUCUUUACUAUUUCUCUUCUUCUCAUCCAUUUUCUUCACCAAAUACGUAAGGAAUUUGGUUUUCUUGGUGGGUUUCUUCUCUAAUUUAUAUUACUUGUCUCUUUUUCGGUUCUCUUCCACCUUCGCUUUGUUUUGUACUGCGCUAUACGGAAGGAUGCGCAACAUGGGGAGUUCAACCUCUAGCCGAGGAAUCGCCGCCAUUGUUGGUGUUGGCCCCAAGCUUGGCCGUUCUAUCGCUCGCAAGUUCGCCCACGAAGGCUACACCGUCGCUAUUCUCGCCAGAGACUUGGGUAGAUUAUCGAGAUUUGCGGAUGAGAUAGCGAGAGAAGAGAAGUCUCAAGUGUUUGCGAUUCGAAUAGAUUGCUCGGACUCGAGAAGUGUGAAGGAAGCAUUUGAAGGUGUGUUGUCACUGGGAUUUGUAGAGGUUUUGAUAUACAAUGCAAAUCAACAAGUUUCAAGACAACCCACAAGAUUCAUUGAUGUUCGUAUUGACUCAUUUGAGAAAUCUCUCGCUGUUUCUUCGGUGGGUGCUUUCCAUUGUUCUCAACAGGUUAUUCCAGGGAUGGUGGAAAGAGGAAGAGGUACGAUUCUCUUUACAGGCUGCUCAGCUUCUCUUAAUGGCGUUGCUGGUUUCUCUGACCUUUGCUGUGGAAAAUUUGCAUUAAGAGCAUUAUCUCAGUGUUUGGCUAGAGAGCUCCAACCCGUUGGAAUACACGUCGCUCAUAUUAUUAUUGAUGGUCUCAUUGGCCCACCAAGGACAAGUUCAAUAACAUCUCACAGAGGAGGAUCAUCUUCAUCAUCGUCAUCAUCGUCGUCAUCUUCAGUUGGAUCGCAUUUACAAAGUGGAAUUGGAGAGCAAGGGACUAUGGACCCAGAUGCGUUGGCUCAAACUUAUUGGCACUUGCAUGUUCAGGACAGGACUGCUUGGACCCAAGAAAUUGAUCUACGACCUUCAAAUCCCAGAUUGUUCUAGCUAUUUACACUUGUAAAGAGAAGAAAAAAAAAACAGCAUCAUGAUUAAAAAAGGAGAAGUGGCUAUUUGUUGUGUGGUUGAAGUGACCCAAGGGGAGACCCACAUUUCAUUUUCCUUUUUAAUAUUCUGUCACAAAAACCUCAAGGGCUCACACCCAAUCAUUUUGCUUCACGGAUGUGUCUUUCUGAAUCUCCCACCUUUGCAGGUCAAAAUCCAAGCUUUAUCCUCUCUGAAAGAUGAUUCCGUUAAAACUUAGUUUAGCAGCUUAAUUAGCUAUGGAGAAAUUUGUUGUGUUUGUGUGUAAUGUAACGGGUGGGUGAAUUUGGGUUUUCAAUUUCAAUUGUUUGUUUUUUUUCGGGGAAGUGGACUGCUGGAUUUUGUAAAUAUAAUGUAAUGUUGUUUUAAGAUUGGAUUUGAUUGAUUCUUGUUA